AGGCAGAACCUUCUUCUGGCCAAUAUUUAGAGCUCAAGCAAAGCAAGGAAGAGUUACUGCUUUGUAUUUGACUGCAGCUGAGUCAUUCAGCCUUCACAAUGGACUCACAAAUGGUUUUUUCCCACUUGUCAAUCAAGGCUGGCGAAUGCAUCAAACUGAAGGGGAAAGUGGCACCUGAGGCGAAGAGCUUUGCCUUCAACCUGGGCCAUGACGGUUCAGACCUGAUCCUUCACUUCAACCCUCGCUUCGAGAGCCAUGGAGAUGUCAGGACCAUCGUGUGUAACUCAAAGGCCGGUGGAGCGUGGGGCAUGGAGCUGCGGGAGGCGGUGUUCCCCUUCCAGCAGGGAGAAGAGACCAAGAUAUGUGUGUCCUUUGAUGGCGAGGAAGUGACAGUAAAGAUCAAUGGAGACCAGGAGAUCAAGUUCCCCAAUCGGCUAGGGCUGGAUUCUGCAGAAUACUUCUCAGUGGAAGGAGACAUCGCAAUCAAAUCUGUCAAGUUUCAUUGAAGUCCAGUCAUGCCCUUCAACUGCAAAUAAACAAAUGUGUUACUUGA
Messenger RNA from Rhineura floridana, 553 nucleotides. RefSeq names its product galectin-1-like. The transcript has 4 exons. Bases 99 to 506 code for a protein of 135 amino acids. Gene Ontology annotation, molecular function: carbohydrate binding; laminin binding. NCBI's taxonomy places the organism in Eukaryota, Metazoa, Chordata, Lepidosauria, Squamata, Rhineuridae. The record is from RefSeq and is a predicted model, not a curated record.